AGCAGCCAUAUGUCGAAGAUGAGGAGGAGGAGAAGGAUGGGAGGCCAAAGCACAAGCCACUCCAGAAGUCGGACACACCCCCCUCGACAACUGAAAAUACCCCGGAAAAGCCGACGGAGAAGACCCACGAUCACCAUUGGAGCAAGAUCCGUGGGAAGCUCGAUAAGGACUCGCCGUUGCUACAAAAGAGCAAAGAGAAGCAGAAGGAAUACUACCAAGGGGCUUACCAGAAAAUCAAAUCAUUUGCGAACGGCCCGCGAAACGAAACACCUAAGAACAAGAAGUAUGGUGAAGCCAAUGCGAGCGACACCAAACUUCCUACACCAGGAACAUCUGGUAUUCCUAGUCCUAGCAAUCGGGCUCGGAGUGCUUCUGGAGGUAUCACUCGCACCCCAGCUAUCCGUCAGCCUCCGAAGCAGAAGGAACAGCAGCAGCAACAACAACAACAACAACAACAACAACAGCAGCAGCAGCAGCAACAGCAACAGCAACAGCAACAAAAAUAUGAGCACCCCGCUCUCCAGAUUAAGAAAUCCCCUUCCCGACAGCCGUCUGAAAUCACCGAUAACACUACCGAUUCAUCCGCCCAUUCACAAUUUUCUACCUCGUCAGUCUCAGGUCGUGCUAGCUCGAAUACCGAGUGGGAGGAUAAAACCAAACCCGCCAUUCCUGACGGCUCAGCAAAUCGUUGAGUUUCAGAAGAGCAUGGAGAAGGUGCGACGAGAGGGAGGAGAUAUGCUUCAUCCUGAUACUUGCCCUAGCCCGCGUACCACGACACCAGAGGGCAAGACCGAUACAUCAGAGAAGACAUCUGAGCGUGACGAUUCUAACCCGGAAGACAAAAAGCAAUACAAGACAAAUGGCAAUGCCACCAACCCUCUACAGCCUGGAAGGUACUAUUCGCCCGAAGAAAUCGGAAAGAAACGGUGCAGCACAAUAUGGGAGGAGGCUCCUUCGAAAACGAAGCAAAAAAAUCCCGACGCUACUCCGGAUGGCUCCUUCUUGGGAUGCAAAGAGAUCGGUCCAGGAGAGAAGAAUCCAGAUGAGAUCCUAUUCUUCUCGACCACGACUGAGCGCCCGAAAGUCAUCGAUAUCUCAGCACCGAUUUCGAGGAAGCCAAGAGCGAAAACAAAACCGACUGGUCAUCGUGUCCCUGGAGAUAUGGAUGACAAUAUCAUGGCGUAUAGGGAAUGGAGAUCUCUCUCCGAUAACUUGAUGAAUGGUCAACGAUCAAAGCAGGCUCCCAAGACCAUGUGUCAAGAGCUCGUGUGUCAGCCGCAGGGAAAAGGCCAGGCGCCAAAAACCUCUGGGAAGGAGAAUUCGCGGAAUUCACUCGCCGCGGACAGCAAGGACAACCUAAAAGAAGACGAUAUUUUCAUGAACACGGCAACUGUCUCGCGCGCUCCAGUCAUGGCUAGCGGUAAGACAAGAUAUAAGAGAUCAUCCUCGCAGCUACCACAAUCAAACUCUCGAACCACUGGCGACUCGACACCAACGUCUCGGGAACCUAUAUCGAGGUCACCACCGUCUGGGCUACGGCGAGGAAUACCAAGGCCACGCGAAAAGAACGACGAUAAUCAAAACAUUCCCUCCAAGUCUCCGUCAAAUAUCACAAACAUUUCCAUUAACAAGACCCGCGGGAAAACCGAGCGGAACUCUGAAUCUCCCCGAGGUAUCCGUGGGAUCAUGCGCUUUCCGGGAAUGGGGAAGUCAUCCACAGAGCAAAGCACGAGCACGAAUAAACGCCAGUCAUCGAUGUCGGUUCCGAUGAGCAAAAGCAGCAGCGGGGAAAAGAGAAUUAUUUCCGGCCCAUCUCUGGUCAACUCCGAAACGUCUUGUAAGAACGUGUCUCCAGUCUCAUCGAUUACCCCAGAAGAAAAUGACAAGGUUUCGAGCACGAGAAUCGUGGACGCCGAACUCGAUGGGGAAGCCAAACAGACAGCGCAAGACGCUACGGCCGAUCCUCCCGACAAUGCUGAGAACAGUGACAACGAAGACGCAGCAUACCCCCUGACACUAGCCCUCCUCUUCGACAUCCUAAUCCUCUCCAUCGCAUACAUUCAACGCCUCUCCAGCGAUUUCCUAGGCAACGAGUGUCCGCAGGUGAUCUUGCAAAGCGUUGUGAAGAUGCUUGAGCACUGCGCCCACGUCACCAGACACAUCUCCCUCGCCUUCUCCACAUACAGAUCCACAGGGUCCUGGCCAAAGUCGGGCAAUGGGGAUCUUUGUGAUUCCCUCACAGAUAUAGCGCAGGCCGCUGUUUAUCUUAUUUCGCUGGGGUUCAUGAUGAUUAUCAUUGGCAGGGCUGCUGGGUAUGUGGUUAUUGUGGGGAGUUGGGUGGUAUGGAUGGCGAAACCUUUUGGGUGGGCGCUUGGGUUGGUGGCUAGAGCGCUUGUGCCGUGAUUCGAUGCGACCAGCAAGCGUGUUGAAGCUUGGUGAACCAUUUAUGGUUGGUUAUUUGCUUCUGUGUUGCUUUCUAUAGUUGUCUUCUUCUUAAGAUUGUAUUAUCAGUUAGUUAUAGUUAGAUUGCAUAGCAUUAACAGGUCACCCUUGUCGUAUAGUCCCGCUUGCGUAACAAAGAAUUAGGGUUAAGAAAGCUUCUCCCGAGAGUUUGCACAGUGCUCCGUACAAGAGAGCCUCAUGCAUUUAAAAACAGCCCUUGGGAGGCUCUCAUCAUAGAUAGACUGUCCCAUUCUGCGGCAUUU
Messenger RNA from Aspergillus glaucus CBS 516.65, 2705 nucleotides. Its product is annotated as putative NTP binding protein. Lineage: Eukaryota; Fungi; Ascomycota; Eurotiomycetes; Eurotiales; Aspergillaceae. The transcript is spliced from 2 exons. The coding region runs from base 286 to 2403 and encodes 705 amino acids. The record is from RefSeq and is a predicted model, not a curated record.